Molecule: messenger RNA, 1635 nt
Organism: Orycteropus afer afer
Lineage: Eukaryota; Metazoa; Chordata; Mammalia; Tubulidentata; Orycteropodidae
Gene: WRAP53
Product: WD repeat containing antisense to TP53
Exons: 11
Coding region: 1-1635 (544 amino acids)
Biological process (GO): Cajal body organization
Cellular component (GO): Cajal body
Molecular function (GO): RNA binding; protein binding
Source: RefSeq, a predicted model, not a curated record
AUGAAGACGCCGGAGGAGCAACUGUUAGCUCCAGACUGCUUUCCUACAGUCCCAGCUCCAGCCAGUCUCUUGCCUCAGGCUUCCCCCAUGGAUAAAAGUUCGGACCCUGAACUAAUGCCACAGCCACACGAUGGGGAUGAUCCGUCCAGGAUGUCCCUAGAUCCCGUGGCUGUCUCAGCUGUGUCUCCGGAACUGGAUGAGGAGGGCCCAGCUUCUCUCCCCACUCUCUUGGAAACGGAGUUUGGUACUGGUCAUGAGUUGAGUCCUCGAAUUGAGAAGCAAGAAUCUGAAAAUUCGAGCCUUCCAGCAGAAGAAACGAACGGACCAGAAUUGGGGCUUGGAGAAACCAUGGAAGGUGUGCCGGAGGAACCAGCUUUAGAGGGUGAAAGAAACACCACUUGGAACUACAGCUUCUCCCAGCUACCUCGAUUUCUCAGUGGUUCCUGGUCAGAGUUUAGCACCCAACAUGAGAACUUUUUGAAAGGCUGUAAAUGGGCCCCUGAUGGUUCCUGCAUCUUGACCAGUAGUGCUGAUAACGUUUUACGGAUUUACAACCUGCCUCCGGAGCUGUACAGUGAGGAGGAGCAGCUGGAAUAUGCAGAAAUGGCCCCUGUCCUUCGAAUGGUGGAAGGUGACACCAUCUAUGAUUACUGCUGGUAUUCUCUGAUGUCUUCAGCUCAGCCAGAUACCUCCUACGUGGCCAGCAGCAGCCGGGAAAACCCGAUUCACAUCUGGGAUGCAUUCACUGGGGAGCUCCUGGCUUCUUUUCGCGCCUACAACCACCUGGAUGAAUUGACGGCGGCUCAUUCACUCUGCUUCUCCCUGGAUGGCUCCCAGCUCUUCUGUGGCUUCAACCGGACCGUGCGUGUCUUCUAUACAGCCCGUCCUGGUCGCGACUGUGAGGUCCGGCCUACGUUUGCAAAGAAGCAGGGCCAGAGUGGCAUCAUCUCUUGCAUAGCCUUCAGCCCUGGGCAGCCCCUCUAUGCCUGUGGCUCCUAUGGCUGCUCCUUGGGUCUGUAUGCCUGGGAUGAUGGCUCCCCUCUCACCUUGCUGAGGGGACACCAUGGAGGCAUCACCCACCUCUGCUUUCAUCCUGAUGGCAACCGUCUCUUCUCAGGAGCCCGCAAGGAUGCUGAGCUCCUGUGCUGGGAUCUCCGGCAGCCUGGUCAUCCACUGUGGUCCCUGAGUCGGGAAGUGGCCACCAAUCAGCGCAUCUACUUUGAUCUAGACCCGACUGGGCAGUUCCUGGUGAGCGGCAGCACUAGUGGCGCCAUCUCUGUGUGGGACCUCAGUGGAGCUGUGGAGGACAACCGGAAGCCAGAGCUGGUGCUGAGUUUUCUACCCCAAAAGGACUGCACCAAUGGAGUGAGCUUGCACCCCUGUCUGCCUCUGCUGGCCACUGCCUCUGGUCAGCGUGUGUUCCCGGAGCCCACAGAGAGUGAGGAUGAAGGGGAGCAGGGACUGGACCUUCCCUUGCUCUCCUUGCGCCACAUCCACCCUGAAUAUCGGCUUCAGCUCUGGUGGUGUGGUGGGGACCCAGACACCAGCAUCCCUGAGGAUCAUCAGGGAGGGGAGGGACAGGGAGGGCUGGAAGGAGGUAGUGCCAAUGAACUCAAGGCACGCGGCAAAGUGUGA